AUGCACCAGACCAUGAACGCUAGUAUGACUGGCAACAUGGUGGACCCCGUCNUUGACAAGAUCGACAAGCUCUUCGCCUGCGGUGUUGGAGACCAUAUUCCACUUCCUCAGCUGGUUGUUGUUGGCGAUCAGUCAAGAGACUCCGGUCUAUGCACCAGAUUUGCUACGCAAAUCACCUUCCGUCGUGCGCAGACUACCAGCGUAANNACCACUGUCACGAUCAUCCCUCACAAGAGUGCCACUCAGGCCUAUGCUGACAAGCUGCGUGCUUUCAAGAGUGUCAACAAUGCUGCUCUUGAGCCAGUCUCUUUCUCAAAGACCAUGAUGGAGGUUCACAAGCUCAUGGGUCUAUCGGACUCUGCUGAGGACAACGAUGGCAAGUCUACCUUCUCUGAGGACGUGCUCAAAGUCGAAGUUACUGGACCCGAGCAGGAGCACUUCUCUGUGGUCGAUGUUCCAGGCAUCUUCAGAACUGCCACCAAAGGUGUGACCACCUUAGCAGAUGCGACCAUGGUCAAUUCGAUGGUACGCCGCUACAUGGUGAACCCACGCUCUGUCAUGCUGGUUGUCAUUCCCGCCAACAUCGACAUCGCCACUCAGGAGAUUCUGACUCUUGCGGAAGAGGCGGACCCCGACGGUCAUCGCACACUUGGUGUUCUGACAAAGCCUGACCUGGUCGAUCCUGGCGCUGAAGCCAGUAUACUUCAGCUCAUCAAGGGUGAGAAGCACCCUCUCAACCUUGGUUGGUGGAUUGUGCGUAACCUUGGUCAGCAGCAGAUCCAGGAAACUGCUGCCGACAGAUCGGCUGUCGAAAAGGCUUUCUUCCGCGACAGAACACCCUGGAAUGAGCUUGACCAAGAGCGCGUCGGCGUUGAUGCAUUGCGUAGUCACCUGCAGGAAGUCCUGGCCAGCAACAUCCGCCGCGAGUUCUCCAACGUCAAGCGCGAAGUCCUCACCAAGCUGAGCACGGCCAAGCGCAGUCUCGAGAACCUUGGUGACAAGCGCCAAACCACUGAUGAACAGCGUCGUUUCAUCAUGGACAUUGCCUCCCGCUUCCGUCNNAGUUUGGCCCUCAAUGGCAACUACUCGGGCAACAGAUGGUUCGACCAGGAACCCGACCUGAUGUAUGUGACCACCGUCGUCAACCGUAACGAACGCUUCGCCAACGACAUUGAGAUGCACGGCCACUCCAACGGCGGUCAGGGUCUUGCACUGCGCCACACCAAGGACAUUGAUCAUCUUGAAGACUUGAUCACCGGUGACCGUCUGAUUGAUGACAACAUCCACAACAACAUCAUCGAGUGGUUGUCAGAGCUCUACAAGGGCAGCCGCGGUUUCGAGUUGGGAACCUUCGACAAGAACCUUCUCUCCAGAACAAUGAAGGCUCAAUCAGGAAAUUGGGAGCCUCUCGCUCACGGCUACAUCCUAGAUGUCGUUCAUCUGGCACACCGCUUCGUCACAACUCUGCUGAGACAUGUCUGCCCUACUCCCCGAGUCAGAGAAGGCAUCAUCNCCGUCCUUAUGGAGCCUCUUCUCGAUAUCUACCGUCGUGCCCUCGAGCAAGUCCAGUCCGUCCUGCGCGUCGAGCACAGCAAUCCUCAGACCAUCAACCACUACUUCAACGACCACCUGGAGAAGUCUCGUCAAAAGCGUCUCCGCGCGUCCCUCGAGAAGCAUGCCACCGUUCAAGCUUCGCCCUUUGGCGGUGUCCCUCGUAGCACGAUUGCACUCGACGAUAUCGUUCAGAACCACCCCAUGUCGAACGCUCAGCACACCGUCCUCGAGGUCCAUGACAUCCUCAAGGCCUACUGCAAAGUCGCCAGAAAGAGAUUCGUCGACAAUGUUUGCAUGCAGGCUGCAGACUACCUGCUGGUCACCGGACCCAACAACCCUCUGAAGAUUCUCUCUCCCCAGUUCGUGAGCUCCUUGUCUGACGAGCAGCUCGAGGAGAUUGCUGGUGAGGAUAUCGGCCUCAGAAGAAGACGUACUGCUCUCGCCAAGGAGGUCAAGGAUAUGGAGGUCGGAAAGAAGAUUCUUGCAGGUGUCGCCUGA
Aureobasidium vineae is the source of this 2052-nucleotide messenger RNA. NCBI's taxonomy places the organism in Eukaryota, Fungi, Ascomycota, Dothideomycetes, Dothideales, Saccotheciaceae. The record is from the annotation of a GenBank genome assembly.